AUGGGUAUACAAUCUGUUGCCAGUUCUUUCUAUCACAAAAAGUGGGACCAAGUUAGUGAUAUUGUUGCAAAGGAUGUUCUGAACCUUCUGAUAGAAGCAAGACCCGAAAUUGAUGAAAAUCUCGAAAAUUCGCUUAGAUUUGUUAAAGAGGAAAAUUUUAUUCUAUCCUUUGUUCAUUCAUCCAUCAUUUCGGGAAAAGAUGUAUUCAAAGUUGUAAAGUCGAAAAACAUUGCAAUUUACUUCACAGUGGUCUCCUAUGUUCGAUUAUCGGAUACGGUUCCCGAUGAUGCCUCAAUAAGGCAGUUAACCGGAAAAUACAAAAAUGACGUGCUUGUGUGCAAUGCGACGUUUUCGAGAAUUUUGAAUCCUCUUGGGGUCUGGAAAAUAACAGCCAUCAAUUUCUUUCGUCAAUAA
Caenorhabditis bovis is the source of this 414-nucleotide messenger RNA. NCBI's taxonomy places the organism in Eukaryota, Metazoa, Nematoda, Chromadorea, Rhabditida, Rhabditidae. The record is from the annotation of a GenBank genome assembly.